CUCAUUCACAUCAACUCCUGGCAGACAUGAAGCAGCCACUUUACCAUGGACAAUUCAAGCUAUCAGCGGUAGUUUGAUCCAGCCCGAGUGUGAGAGGACUGAGAGUGAAGCCAGGAUGGAAAGCUCAGAGGAAGAGGAGGUUUCUGGUGCACUGGGGGCUUCAACUGGUCCUGAGAUGAGGGAAAAAGACUCUUCUGAAAACUUCAGAGGCAGUUUGAUCCAGACCGAGUGUGAGAGGACUGAGAGUGAAGACAGAAUGGAAAACUCAGAGGAAGAGGAUUCCUCUGAUGCACCUUGUAGUGCAUUUGGUCCUGAGAAGAAUAAAAAAGACUCUUCUCAAUAUGACAAGCAGAUCCCUCCAGUCAAGAUAACAGUCUCUAACAUCAGCAGUGAGUCACUGUCUCUGCAGUGGGACACUCCUGCUGAUGAAGUGGAGAGUUUUACUGUGACCUGUUCCACUGAGGGAGAGACUGAUCAACAAGUGACCACAGACACCAACAGUGUAACACUCAGCAACCUGAAGCCAGCAGUGUGUUACUCCCUCCAUGUUUCUGCACAGCUGAGAGAUGGAAGACAAAGCAGGCCGGCCACAACAACAGCUGAAACAAGUGCAGGGGGCUCUGGAGCGGCAGCGGUUCCCUGGUGGUGGUCCCUUUUUCUCUUUUUGUUUGCUGUGUCACGGGUGCUGUGUUUUUGGAUCCUUUCCCCUUUCCGUUACCGCGGUCGUGCCAGAGAAGGUUUGAACCAGACCGAGUGUGAGAGGACUGAGAGUGAAGCCAGACUGAAAGGUUCAGAGAAAAAGGAACUCGCUGAUGCACCCGAGGCUUCACUUGUUUCUGAGAAGAGGGGAGAAGACUCUUCUGAAAAUGACAACCAAAAAAGCCCUGAAGACAGUCAGGGUCUGAACUCUGACCCCAACAGUUGUGUUCACCCACCAGAAAGUGGAACCCAAAGCAAAGCAGCCUCCAUGUCAGAGUCAGCAGUUUCAGUCACAGAGAGUUUGAUCCAGACUGAGUGUGAGAAGACUGAGGGUGAAGUCAGAAUAGAAAGUUCAGAGGAAAAGGAACUCGAUGAUGCACCCGAGGCUUCACUUGUUUCUGAGAUGAGGGCAGAAGACUCUUCUGAAAAUGACAAUGUUUCUUCACCAGACCAAAAAAGCCCUGAAGACAGUCAGGGUCUGAAUUCUGAACCCAACAGUUGUGUUCACCCACCAGAAAGUGGAACCCAAAGCAAAGCAGCCUCCAUGUCAGAGUCAGCAGAGACCCACCUGGAGAGCCUUUUGAAGGAUCUGGGAUUGGAGCAGUUCUACACACAGAAACUAUCACUCAGUAAGAUACUUCAGAUUGAUCAGAAGACCACUGAUGACCAACCUCCCAAGUGUAAAUCAGACCUCCCUUGGUCUUUUCUGAAGAAACUGAUGAUGGUGAAUAUAACAGCCAGAAAUGUGAAAUAUACAUCAGAAUGUGAAAGUGAUGUGUCAGAGGAUGAUGAGUUUGAUCUGGAUGAUCUCGUGAGCAGUUCAAAGACUGCAGAUGUGCUGAAUCCGCUCGACAUAAUCACUGUUCUCUUUCUGUGCUCUGAUGGUUUUGUGCAGCAGGAAUUAGCUCUCAAAAUGUCCAUGUGUCAGUUUUCUGUGCCUCUGCUGCUUCCUGAUUGUGAUAAAAAUCAGAGCACAUUGAUGGUGUGGGCUUUGAGAGACAUUGUUAAAAAGUACAGACCCAAAUCACUCUCUGAAUCCAAAGGCUUCACUGAAGACAGAAUCGUUGUGUCUGAGCUACCAAUGAUCUCUUUUGUGAGACUGGGUGAGUGCUAUUUGUCCAAGUCAGAGAUCCUCAACAAGCUCCUGAGCAGCUCUCAGCAGUACCAUGACACCUUUGUUCACCGGAACAUGGACUGUGGAGACAGACCACGAAGAAUAUCCAAUGGACUGACUGAGAUAACUUGGUACCUUCCUUGUGGCAAAGAAAACAUUGAUAUUUUCAGCCACCCAGUGGCUUUAGCUAACCUCAGAGGAGACAUUGCCUCUUUCCAAACACAGUUCUCCUUUUUGUGUCAAACAUCUGCAGCAGUCUUUGUUUUCUUUGAUAAUCUCGACCCUGAGUGUAAACUACUGACCAACCUGAAGAGCAAGUCAGAGAUAUUCUUAGUGGGAAACCACCAGAGCAGGAACUUUAGUCUAGAUGCUCUGAAAGAAAUAGCAAGUGACAUGUCCUUGAAAAAAAAAAACAUAAUUUUGAAGACGAAAUCCAUCAAUGAUGCAGACUUUGUGACAUGUCUGAGAGAAGCAGUUACUCAUGUAGUUGAGAAAACAAAGAUGAAGAUGCGAAUUGAGCAGAUGACUGAGGUUGCCCAUGAACUGGGAAUCUUGGUGGAUGAAGACUCUCCACAGUGCCAGACUGGAAGGAGAAAAGCAGAUGCCAUCACUGCUGAAAUUCAAGACAUCCUGAGGUACAAAGAAGAUCAGCUGCCAUUGCAAGGCCAACUAUGGAAAGACUUGACUUCCUUAGAGAAGGAAGUCGUUCGACUCCGAAAAGUUGGAUCUAAAAACAUUGAGAAGUACAAAAGUGACCUUCAGCUGCAGAAAAAUGAACUGCGAAAGAAACAAAACACUUAUGACAUUUCCCCAGCAAUGACAUCCUUUAUCAGUGCAAUAUCAAGCAACUCUUUAGAGAGAGGCUUUUUCCUGAAGUGGAUGCGAAUUAACCUUGAUGACAUGUCUCGUGUAAAACUGUCUGAACUGAGGGAGCUGUACAAAGAAAAGUGCAAGAAGUCUGAGAACAAUGCAGAGAUCAAAAAAAUUGACCAACAGCUUUCUGACAGUUCACUGGGCACUGAACACUUCUUCCGUGAAAUGGGUCAAAUCUAUGAAGCUUCACGAGCUCCACAAAUAACUGAUUCAUCACGUCAGCAGUUAAACCAUCUGCCCAAACUGGGUGCACAGCUGCUACUUGAUGGACUUCCACUGGAGCUUGUAGAUGGAGAUGCUUCCAACAUCCCUCUGAGCUGGGCCAGUGAUGUUCUCUCUCAGCUCAAUGACUUGGUGGGUUCUAAGAACAGGAUACUGGUUGUUACAGUUCUGGGAGUUCAGAGCACAGGAAAGUCCACUCUCCUGAACACCAUGUUUGGAGUGCAGUUUGCAGUCAGCAGUGGUCGAUGCACUCGUGGUGCCUUCAUGCUGCUCAUCAGAAUUGAUGAAAAGCUCCAAAAAGAGCUCAACUGUGACUUCAUGAUGAUCAUUGACACUGAAGGCUUGAAGUCACCAGAACUCACCCAGCUGGACAACAGCUAUGAACAUGACAAUGAACUGGCAACACUUGUUGUGGGGCUGAGCGACAUCACCAUUAUCAAUAUUGCAAUGGAGAAUUCAACAGAAAUGAAGGACAUCCUCCAGAUAGUCGUGCAUGCUUUCCUCCGGAUGAAGGAAGUGGGCAAAAAGCCACAAUGUUACUUUGUUCACCAGAACGUGUCUGAUGUUUCAGCCCACGAGAAGAACUUAAGAGAUCGGAAGCUGCUCUUUGAACAGCUGGAUGAGAUGACCCAGGCAGCAGCCAAAAUGGAAAAGAAAGAGCAGAACCAGAGCUUCACUGAUGUGAUGGCGUAUGAUCCUGACACUGGGAGCUGCUACAUUCCUGGUCUCUGGACUGGAAACCCUCCAAUGGCACCAGUCAACACAGGCUACAGCGAGGCUGUUUAUGAGCUCAAGAAAAACAUCAUCCAGCUCCUGAGAAACAGAGAUUCAUCUGUUAACACAGUGUUGGAGUUUAAAGAGUGGAUGACAAGUCUGUGGAAUGCAGUGAAGCAUGAAAACUUUCUCUUCAGCUUCAGAAACAGCCUCGUAGCUGACGCCUACAUGAGACUCUGCACAGAAUUCAACAAAUGGGAAUGGGAGUUCAAAAAAGAAAUGUACGACUGGGUCAAAAAUGCAGAAACCAAAAUUUGUAAUGUUGGUACCCCUGCUGCACAAUCACAAAUAUCUGACUUGAAACAAUUUCACAGUCAGUUAAAAACUGAAGCUGUCACAGUGAUGUCUGUCCGGGAGAAAAAACUACUUGACAAAGUAACUCAGUACUUUGAGCAAACAGAUGGUCAUGUCUAUCUGGUUGUUGGACACAAAGAAGAUUUUGCAAACAGUGCAAGAAGCCUUCGAAAACAGACUGAGAGGUCUGUACUUGAUCAGCUUCAAACAGCAGUGGACAUCAAACAGGGGAUGGUAGAGCUCGACAGAAUUAAAGAAAAUCACACAAAAGAAAUUGAAAAAGCAGUGUGUGAGCUGAUUGACAAAUGUCGGAAGAGAAAGGUUCAGAUGAUAAAUGAUAAGCUUGACAAGGAAUUCAACAAGAUGUGGGAAGAAACACUGAGCAAACUAACUUUUCCCAAACAACAUGUUACAGAUGUGUUUGGAGAUGUUUUUCGGCAUCUGCGAGAAAAUCUGGCACACAGGGGAAGUUAUGCACAUGAAAUAUUAAGCAAAACAAGGCUGGAAGAUUGUGGGAAGAAGCCUUUUAAAUAUAAACCAGAGAGAUUCCUAAAAAAAAUGAAAGAUGGAUUUUGGGAUUUGUUUAACGCUGAAACUCACACUAAAGUUGCACAAAAAAGUGCUGAUUUCGUCAUCGGCACUUGUGAAAAAUACGUGAAUAAUAAGCAAAACCAAAAAACCAAUUACCACGACACUUACAUCGAAGAGAUACUCCAGAUCAUUGACCAGCAUCUGGAAAAGAAUGAAGAUCUUAAGAAGGACACAGAGUUUGAAGUUUCUCUGAAACUGCACAUCUGUGGAUUCGCAGCCAGAGAAUUUCAGAAAAUGCACGAAGAUUUCUUAGAAGAAAACGAUCCUCGCAAAUGUCUCAUGAAAUACAAACCAAAGUUUUGUGCUGAUUUCAAAGAUGUGUUUCAUGAACGAGAUCAGUGCCAGAAGAAAGCUGAAGAGUUUGUCAACAAAUGCUUGAAACCUGCUGUUGAAGACUUCAUCAAUCGUUACCUGGGUCCUUCUAUUGUGGAUGAAAUGUUGAAGAAGAAGGAAUUCAGCACACGAGUCGCUUUCCAGUACUGCAUUUUACUGGAUUUGCUUUCAAAGGAAAACUUUGAUGACUACUUGUGCUUCACUUCCUCCUAUGAGAGCUUUGUAAAGAAGUGGAUCCUUCAAAAAAUAGAGGGACAUUUUCCAAGUCCCUCCAAAACAUUUGAGUUUGAGAACCGACAUCUUGAGACAAGUGUCAGCCACAUAACUGAAGCCAUUGAAAAGGCCAAAACACUAAACAGAGAGAAUGUGAAAAGUUUAGUGGAGGAAAUCUGCAAAGGGCUUGGUGAUAAACUGGUCAUUUCCCAGGAUGCACUUGGAGCAUUCAUGAUCCUGAACAAUGCUGAUCAGGGCAAGUUUGCUGACUGUCUCACACUUCCAGUGAAUGACAUGAAAGAAAGUCUGAUAAACACGUUCAAAACUAAUUCUAUUAAACAAAAACUAAAAUGUCUCCACAUGCAGCCUCAGGAUGAGCUUUUCCAGAGAGUGAUCGGAUGUGGCAAACAGUGUCCAUUCUGUGCUGUUCCCUGUGAGGCUGGAGGAGAAGCUCAUACACAACACUGGGCCUCAUUACACCGGCCAAGGGGUCUGGGUAGAAGGACGUGGAAGGACACGGACAAACUUAUAACUGACAUCUGCUCAUCUGCCGUUGUGAGUGAUGUUCGCUUUAGCUGCAAGGAAACAAACCAUCAAUAUCAUCCUUACAAGGACUACAGAAAAAUAUUCCCUGACUGGGAUAUUUCUCCAGAUGGAAGUCUUGAGGCUUCAGACUACUGGAAAUACAUCAUGACCAAGUACAAUGAUGACUUUGCCAAAGAGUAUGAUGCAAAGUCUGCUGACAUUCCUGCAGCUUGGAGAAAGAUCACACCUCAGCAGGCAAAAGAAAGCCUUCAAAAGUCAUUUUACAUGAAGAAGUGAGACUUUUCAGUAACAGCUUCAUAUUUUGGAAACUAUCUCACAUGACAUGAAGUUAAUUUCUUUUACUCCUCAGAUAUUUAAUCAUCAUCACUUACACUUGAGAAAAUUAAAAAAAAUAAAAAUAAAAAAAA
Molecule: messenger RNA, 6066 nt
Organism: Salarias fasciatus (jewelled blenny)
Lineage: Eukaryota; Metazoa; Chordata; Actinopteri; Blenniiformes; Blenniidae
Product: interferon-induced very large GTPase 1-like
Molecular function (GO): protein binding; GTP binding
Source: RefSeq, a predicted model, not a curated record